UGAACAGUUCUUAAAUUGUGACCAUAAAUGUUUAUGAAUAACAUAAUAGAUUGAAUAUCAUUAAUAGUUAAAUUUGCAAAAUUAAAAUUGUUGUCUGUUUUAAGAAAAGCAUUAGACAUUUAAUCGCUCAGUGUAUGCUAAUAGAAUCUAUUUAAACUUCUUGUGUCUCUCAAAUCGGAUAAGACAAAAUGAAAUACUAUACUUUAGAUUAAGACACUAUAAAUAGGCGUCUCGUUUAAUGUUUGUUGCCAGUUUUUAAAGAGCUAAAGUAAAGUUAUGUUGCGUUUCGGAAUUAUAUUUUCACUGCUAGUUUUGAGUACUUCAGCCAUUGAAAAUGGCACUGAAGAUAGUACCCUAUUGACAAUAUUUGAUAAUGUUCUAGCAACAAAAUCUGAGGUGGCUGCUGUGCGUGCAGAGCAAGAGCGCCAGGCAGCGAUUUUGGAGGGCUUGGACCAAAACCUAAAAGCCUUUGUGACCAAUGAAUAUCCUGCCAACUGCGCCGAGUCAUCAAACAGCAGCAAUCCAUUGAUCCGUGUGCCCGGGUACAGUGCGUACCCCUUUGAGGUGACCUGCGAUCAGGAGAGUCACGGUGGCGGUUGGACUGUGAUUCUGCGACGAAGCGAUGGAAGCCAGGACUUUUUCCUCGAAUGGAAGGACUACAAGAAAGGCUUUGGCCGCCUGGACAACGAGUUCUUCAUCGGGCUGGACAAAAUGCAUGCGCUGACGGCAGAAAAGCCCCAGGAACUCCUAGUCCUGCUGGAGGAUUUCAAUGGCAACCAGGCCUACGUGCUGUACGACAACUUUAGCGUUGGUCCCGAGAGCAACAACUACACCCUGGAAUCGGUGGGAUCUUUUUCUGGAGAUGCCGGCGACUCACUCACCUAUCACUUGAACAGCCAGUUCAGCACCAAGGAUCGCGACAACGGGAUAACGAAAGGCGGCUGCGCAAAAUAUGCCAAAGGUGCAUGGUGGUAUUACAAUUGUCAUAACAGAAUGGCAACGCGUCAUCGGCUUCUAAAUUCAAUUGCCAGUCGAAUGACUAACGCGGAACGGAAGUAACAGAGGAACUACGACAGGAACUGGUGUAUAGGGAACAACCUGUCUAUAAGGAGGGGAUGCAAAAACAAGUGCAACCAACGUUGCGGCUCGCUGAACGCAUCAGCUCAAAAGUUGCAGUUGCAGUUUAUUGGCCACAAACGAAUGCGAACACAAAAUAAAGGUAAAAUUGCCAUAGAUGGGGCAAUUAGUUGCUGCCAAGAAAGCGUGCAAAAAUAGGAAGCAACAGAGCAACAGGUAACAGAAUUUUCGGAUCCAAUCUUUAUACUUCGGUGAU
Messenger RNA from Drosophila gunungcola (fruit fly), 1333 nucleotides. Its product is annotated as ryncolin-1-like. Bases 277 to 1059 code for a protein of 260 amino acids. Lineage: Eukaryota; Metazoa; Arthropoda; Insecta; Diptera; Drosophilidae. The transcript is spliced from 3 exons. The record is from RefSeq and is a predicted model, not a curated record.